GUCUGUUGGGCGCGCGCGCCGUGAGAGCCAGUAUUUGAAAUUAAAAUGGCGGAAAAGAAGACAGAACAUGAAGACGGCUGCGGACCUUCCGAUGGAAACGAGACUUCGGUUAAGGACCCCUCCACGGCUAAGAAAAGAUGCUCCUCCCCGAUUUCCGACUCCGCUCCCCUUCUCAAGUGUUCCCGGACAGACUCCCCAUCACAGACGACAGAUUCCGGAGAGGAACAGUCAGAGCCGAUCAAACUACACACGGAGACAGAAAUCAGAGACCCCUCUAAACAGAAUAAAUCCUGGAGGAGAGCCACCAUAACCCGACGCUCCCUCCCCGCUCUUCCCAACCCAUAUGAGGCUUUGUGCAACAGCAUAAAUCCAUCACUAUCCCAAGAAGAGAGACUUGAAAAGCUGUUCGAGGCUUCCAUGGAGAUGGCACUUGAAAGGACUCAAAAUUCACUUGAGUCUGUGCCAAAAGCUUCCCUCGAGUCCUUUAAAAAACAAGCUGAAAACAUCAAGAUGGAGUGGAGAUGCUUGACCAAAAACGUAAUCCGUGAACCACAUGAACUCUCUUCAACUCAAGCAAGUUGGAGUCAACCAGCUGUGCAAAAAGCUAAGGAAAAUGUCCAGAAAGCAAUCAACAGGCUCAAGACUGAAUGUGAGUCUUGGGAGGCACUCCUAAACAAACACAAGAGUAAAGCAGAGGAACUGGAAAAGAUGGUGGAGAUGGGAAAGGAGACGGGCAUAUCUCUAAACUCCACGACCAUUGUCCACUCCUCGCAGUACCUUGUCAUACAGAGUAAACCCAACUACCAUGAUGUCCUAUGUAGGCAACGACCCUUGAUGCAUACUAUGGCCAUGACUAUGGACACCCAGUGUAAAAUAAUACAGCAGCUACUUGCCAUCAAGGACCAAUCACAACUUUUAGUAAAAACGACAAGCAGCCAAUUAGCUGAGGAGGCGGGAUUCCAAGACCUGUCGUCAAACCUUCCGAAUCUGAUGUCGGCACUUAUAAAAAAGGCAACUACAUAACCAAUCUGUCCUCAAAAGAUAAUGCCUCUGUACGACUUGGUCUAACAUUUGUAAAAAGAAAAGGAAAAAAAAGUGCUUUUACAUUUUGUCAUUUUUGUUUGUUUUUCUUGUCCUGUUUUGUAAAGAAAGAAAGCUGUUAAUUUUAUGGUUUAAAAUCUAACUAUUUUUCAUAAAGUGGGAAAUUAUACAUGCUUUUAACCAGCAGGUGGCAGUGGCUAUCUUUUCACCAAUUCAUAUUAAAGGUGGUGAAUUGUCUGAGCAGAUUAUUCUUUUGGGCUUAAUUAAAUGCGUUUUUAUCUGUAAAUCCUGAAACUGUUUAGACCAGUAGCUAAUGACUAACAAAUGUUGCUAAAACGUUGCCACCUUCCUGUAAAUUAAGCUCCCUGUUUGUUGUUAAUGAAAUAAACUAAUAAAGGCAGUCACCUUAA
Fundulus heteroclitus (mummichog) is the source of this 1451-nucleotide messenger RNA. RefSeq lists its product as uncharacterized. NCBI's taxonomy places the organism in Eukaryota, Metazoa, Chordata, Actinopteri, Cyprinodontiformes, Fundulidae. Bases 46 to 1023 code for a protein of 325 amino acids. Gene Ontology annotation, biological process: cell division; mitotic sister chromatid segregation. The transcript is spliced from 11 exons. The record is from RefSeq and is a predicted model, not a curated record. Gene Ontology annotation, cellular component: MIS12/MIND type complex.